AUGAUCGACAGGGCAGAACGAAACUGCAAACAAAGAGGCCCGGCAAGGGCUGCCUCUUCGGAUUCUUCAGACGAGUCUGAUGGGGAUGAGCCCUCAGAGUCGGAUGGUGCAUUCACGCCAGCUGGGAGCACAGACGUGUCGAGCAAGGCCCAAACCCCCAUGUCGUCGAUCGAGAACGACAAUGACAGCAUGGUGCACGAUGAAAAUGACAGCUCUGUCCAACAGAUGCUGCAGAUGCAGCAUCCGCGACAGCUUCAAGACGAGCUACACCGAUAUGAGAAGUUCUUCAGGGAACAGUGUGCGCAGGACAGGAAGCAAGGAGGAUCCUCUGAUGCGAGUCAUUCCUUCCCAGUCGAAGCAAAUGAUCGGUUAGCCUGCCAGCCACAAACACCCUCAUCGCAGAGAGUCACGACAAGAAGCGAGACGGGCCUUUUUGUGACUCAGUCACCGAACACGCCUGCAAAAUCUUCAUACUCAUCACGGAGUCGACGUAGUGCGAAAUCCCCAGCAUCUGCGCUCAAUCAACAGGUUUCACAUCUGUCCCUCAGCGCCGAGCCCGACGGUGGUACAUCGAAAUCAGCCUCGUCAGAACAAAAGAAGAACUCUCGACGCAAACAAAAAGAACGGCGUCGAUUGAGGAGAAGCCUGCAAGCGCGUACGCCCUGCCCCGCCGACAGAAGUGAAGACGCGGAGCCAGACAUGGGCAGUUCAGUGGCGCCAAUCACUCCCGCUGCAAGUACUGUGCUUGGCUAUGAUCCUGCUGAUGCUCGCGCCGAGGAAUCGUCGCCAGCAUACGGCGGCGAGAGCAGCUCCGAAGCCAUGCCGAGGACUCCUGAUCACCAAGAGACAACGUUCAAUACUGCAAGCCGAAGUCCUUCCGAUGAUCCAUUUGCCACACCCUACUUUCCAAAUCAAAGUAGCGGAGCUGUUGGACAGAAGGACGGUUGCCGUCUCGAACAGGGGCGGUCGACUACCAGUGAGGUGAGCCGUGCUUUGCCCGGUACGGGUGCACAACUAUCAAUUCUCCUAGAUCAGGAGAACCAGAAGCGUAGAAGGGAGUCGCAAGGGCCCGAAGCUGGUCCGCAACAUCAACAGAACUCCCCCAAAGAUAAUCCAGGACAGUGGACUCCACCAAUGACUAGAGCGCGGAGUAACGGGAGGGCAGGGGAUAGGUCGGUCGAGGCUCGGCGGCAGGAGUCCGGCUCGCCCAGUGCCCGAGGCAAGCCGGCCAACAGUGACCGCAUCGGGAGCCGGAGGAGCAACGCGGAUCGCAGAGGCUCGCGAUCCAGGGGCACAAGCUCAUCCAGCCCCAGCCAAAGACGCAGCCCGAUCCAUCGCCAGCAGCAGCCGCCUCCGAUCCGUCGCUGGGACCAACGAAACAGCCGCCCCAGCGCUGCCAGAGACACCCAGAAGCAGACACAGUCGUCACCUGCCCGCCCGCUGCGCCAUCCUCUGCCACCUCGGCCGCCGCCGCCUGCUCCUACCCACCGCGGCGAGACGGCGCCUCCGUUUGGCCGGAAUCACCGCACGCGCCGGCUGGACACGCCCGUCCUUCAGGCACUGAGCGACGAGCAGCACGACGAGCGCAUCUCGUCGCGACUGGAGGAGCUCCAUCAGGAGAUCACCGCGCUGAAGAACAAGGUUGCCAGGAAGGCUGCUCGCAAGUCGAUGGGCUCAGAUUCGCGUCGGCGCUGA
Microdochium trichocladiopsis is the source of this 1695-nucleotide messenger RNA. RefSeq lists its product as uncharacterized. The transcript is spliced from 2 exons. The record is from RefSeq and is a predicted model, not a curated record. The coding region runs from base 1 to 1695 and encodes 564 amino acids. Lineage: Eukaryota; Fungi; Ascomycota; Sordariomycetes; Xylariales; Microdochiaceae.